AACCAUGGAAAGGGUGAUAUCCAUUUCUCUACUUUGCAGUCUGUUAUUAGUCGAUGUUCUUGGACAAUACUAUCUACGAUUUGAUUAUGGUUUUCAUAGAGAUAGAGUGUACGGCUCCGGAGAAACAUUAAGGUGCAGAGGGUAUGAUAGAAAAUUCUACAGGCAAAACUCUACAGCAAAAAUUAUUAUCGGACAAAACCUUGUUAAUGGUACUCACAUAGAACUGUCAUCAUGUCCAAUGAUUAGGAAGACAAGGUGUUCUGCAAAACUCGUGAAUGGUGGAUGUGGACGAGUAAAUUUAACAUGUUCGAUUGUAAGAAAUGAAACCGAAGAAAGGAAAAUAACAAGAGAGGUCCUUAUAGCUGAUGAAGCAUCAAUUGAGUCUUUCUAUAUUCGCCAUAAAGGAGUGAAUAACGAAAAUGCCACACAGUUUUUUCCGUCAGAAAGUUUGAUAAAGGUGGUUUGCCGUGGUGAUGUUUCAACAUUUAAUUAUGAAGUUUUGGAGAACUUGACAUUGACCUGGGCCUGGGGUAACGGGUUUCUCAAAUUUCAAGAUCCGCCUUCAGUUCAAACAACAAGAAUUUUCGAUGAACACUGUAAAGUAAGCCAAACAGUGACGUCCUUCCUAUCUUUGAAAGGGGAGCAGUUAGACACAGUAAUAAGUUGCGAAACAGCGUAUUCACAUAGAUAUUUUUCGGGACGAAGAAUGCAGCGGAAAUCUAUAAGAAUAAAAACAAUACCAGAGGUAGGACAAAUCCUGGGUCCUGUGGUUGUUAUAACAGAUGAGUUGGAGGAUAGAUCACUCCUCUCUUUGACAUGUAAGACAACUGAUUUAUACAACUCAACGGGUGUCGAGGAUAUCAAAUGGUGCAUCAUAAAAGAAAAUAACACACAAUUUAUCCCUCUUCCUCUUCAACAAGAUCCACUUCUUGAAAGCUUUAACAUUUCAAAAGAGAAGACUUUGAAAAGUAGUGUUCUCUAUCAGUUUUUGAAAAGCGAUGAAAAUGUUGAAAUUACUUGUGAAGCUAACCACUCGAACACUUGCGGAUCAGGAACAUUAAGGGGCAAAGUUCGCUUAAAUUCUCAUUCAGUGGAAAAGACAAAUAAUUUUCUUCAAAAUAACAAGAACUUUGCAAAAGAUGAUACACGUGUCGUGUAUGUUGAUUCGGAUCAACCAUACACACUUAUCUAUGUCUCGGUAAGCCUGAUGAUUGCUAGCUUCAUAAUCCUGAUAACAGCAGUUGUUGCUUUUUGCAAAGCAAAGAAAAGAGUGAAAUAUAAAACCAGCAAAACAUCUUUGAAUGCUGCUGCUGCAAAUAAAGUUGACUUACGGAAACCAAAAGCAAAUGCAUUCACUUCGAACAGGAACAAACCAGUCUCAGACAUGCACCAGAAUCAAAUAUCGUCUGGAGAUCAAACCUAUUCAAAUGCUCUAGCUCAUUUAGAUGGAGCAACUAUCGAUGUUUAUGAAACAACUGAAGGUAGCGAGAAAGGGAAUAUGUAUGAACCUUUAGAAGUACAUGAUAUUGAACAACAUGUUUAUGAAGAAAAACUUAAAACUUCUGAUGUUUAUGAAGAGGUUUAAACAUGACGAAAACUUCAGAAUUCUGGAAGUAGAAGAUCGAGAAUCGGUUUAAUUGUUCUCGAAUAUACUUUAUUACAGCGAGCUCAAGUGACCAAUUAGUAGACGCUUUUCG
Molecule: messenger RNA, 1697 nt
Organism: Saccostrea cuccullata (small rock oyster)
Lineage: Eukaryota; Metazoa; Mollusca; Bivalvia; Ostreida; Ostreidae
Exons: 9
Coding region: 5-1585 (526 amino acids)
Source: RefSeq, a predicted model, not a curated record